Pochonia chlamydosporia 170 is the source of this 348-nucleotide messenger RNA. RefSeq names its product ankyrin repeats (many copies) domain-containing protein. The transcript has a single exon. Gene Ontology annotation, molecular function: protein binding. Bases 1 to 348 code for a protein of 115 amino acids. Lineage: Eukaryota; Fungi; Ascomycota; Sordariomycetes; Hypocreales; Clavicipitaceae. The record is from RefSeq and is a predicted model, not a curated record.
AUGUCCAAACAAAGAAUACCUGUGGAAAACUUUGCGCUUUGCGGUUGCCUCUGGAAAGACUUCCCUGGUACAGAUAUUGUUGGAGGCUGUGGCAUCACCAAGUGCUACCAACCAGAAUUUACAAACCGCGCGGCUUUGGGCGGACACGGGGAUAUUGCCCGCAUGUUACUUAUGCACCAAGCACUAUAUGAUGUAAGGGAUGAAACCGGUGAAACACCCCUUGCUCUCGCAACUGCUGGCGGGCACAGCGACAUACUCGAGCUCUUGAUCGAGGAGGGCGCAUCUGUGGAGACGGAGGACGGGUCAGGAGAUGCCCCAGUUGACACAACUGGGAGUCAGGAAAACUGA